Molecule: messenger RNA, 2292 nt
Organism: Aptenodytes forsteri (emperor penguin)
Lineage: Eukaryota; Metazoa; Chordata; Aves; Sphenisciformes; Spheniscidae
Gene: BTRC
Product: beta-transducin repeat containing E3 ubiquitin protein ligase
Exons: 16
Coding region: 61-1881 (606 amino acids)
Molecular function (GO): protein dimerization activity
Source: RefSeq, a predicted model, not a curated record
CCAAAAGAUGGAUUCCAACUAAUAUCUUCUGGAUACCAAGCAUGGCUAAAGCAGUGCUCUAUGCCCAGAUCUCUGUGGCUGGGCUGCUCCAGCCUGGCGGACAGCAUGCCCUCGCUGCGAUGCCUGUAUAACCCAGGGACUGGCGCACUCCCAGCUUUCCAGAAUUCCUCUGAGAGAGAAGACUGUAAUAAUGAUGAGCCCCCUAGGAAGAUCAUUCCUGAGAAGAAUUCACUUAGACAGACCUACAACAGCUGUGCCAGACUGUGCUUAAACCAGGAAACAGUAUGUCUAGGAAGCACUGCUAUGAAGACUGAAAAUUGUGUGGCCAAAACGAAACUUGCCAAUGGCACUUCCAGUAUGAUUGUGCCCAAGCAAAGAAAACUGUCUGCAAGCUAUGAGAAGGAGAAGGAACUCUGCGUCAAGUAUUUUGAACAGUGGUCCGAGUCUGACCAGGUGGAGUUUGUGGAGCACCUCAUCUCCCAGAUGUGUCACUACCAGCACGGACAUAUAAACUCAUACCUCAAACCCAUGUUACAGCGGGACUUUAUCACUGCACUGCCAGCUCGGGGAUUGGAUCAUAUUGCUGAGAACAUUCUGUCAUACCUGGAUGCCACAUCGUUGUGUGCUGCUGAGCUGGUGUGCAAGGAGUGGUACCGGGUGACGUCGGACGGCAUGCUGUGGAAGAAGCUCAUCGAGAGAAUGGUCAGGACAGACUCCCUGUGGAGGGGGUUGUCAGAGAGGAGAGGAUGGGGACAAUAUCUAUUUAAAAAUAAACCUCCUGAUGGGACUGCACCACCCAACUCCUUCUACAGAGCACUUUACCCCAAAAUUAUACAGGACAUAGAGACAAUAGAGUCAAACUGGCGGUGUGGAAGGCACAGUUUACAGAGGAUCCACUGCCGAAGCGAGACAAGCAAAGGGGUUUAUUGUUUACAGUAUGAUGAUCAGAAGAUAGUAAGUGGCCUACGAGACAAUACUAUUAAGAUCUGGGAUAAGAAUACAUUGGAAUGCAAGCGAAUUCUCACUGGACAUACGGGUUCUGUCCUGUGCCUCCAGUACGAUGAACGGGUGAUCAUUACUGGAUCUUCAGACUCAACAGUCAGAUGUCCAUGCAAAUGGCUGUCAAGAAGAAAUGAGAACCUAAGCAAAGGCCAGUCAAGGGUGUGGGACGUGAAUGCAGGCGAGAUGCUGAAUACGCUGAUUCACCACUGUGAAGCAGUACUGCACCUCCGCUUCAAUAACGGCAUGAUGGUGACAUGUUCCAAAGACCGUUCCAUUGCUGUGUGGGACAUGGCUUCACCAACAGACAUCACCCUGAGGAGGGUGCUAGUAGGGCACCGAGCUGCCGUCAACGUAGUGGACUUUGAUGACAAGUACAUUGUAUCAGCAUCAGGUGACAGAACUAUAAAGGUAUGGAACACUAGUACCUGCGAAUUUGUGCGCACCUUAAAUGGCCACAAACGAGGCAUUGCAUGUCUGCAGUACAGAGACAGGCUAGUAGUGAGCGGCUCUUCAGAUAAUACUAUCAGGCUGUGGGAUAUCGAGUGUGGGGCAUGUUUACGAGUACUGGAAGGCCAUGAAGAGUUGGUGAGAUGCAUACGCUUUGAUAACAAGAGGAUAGUCAGCGGGGCAUAUGAUGGGAAAAUCAAAGUAUGGGAUCUCGUGGCUGCUUUGGACCCCCGUGCUCCAGCAGGAACCCUCUGCUUGCGAACCCUUGUGGAGCAUUCUGGAAGAGUCUUUCGACUUCAGUUUGACGAGUUCCAGAUAGUCAGCAGCUCACAUGAUGACACCAUCCUCAUCUGGGAUUUUCUGAAUGACCCAGCUGCCCAAGCAGAAUCCACUCGUUCCCCGUCCAGAACAUACACCUACAUCUCAAGAUAAAUAACACUACAUUGUACCUCACACUCGCACAGGACUCUCAUAAGCUGCAGUAUUUAAAUUAUCUGCCAAUGCCAGGACAAAAGAACUAUCCACGUAACCAAUACUUGCUGAAGAGAGAGGCGCUCAGACUUGUUUCUGGAACAAAGUUGGCAUGCGGUUGAUCUCAGACAGGGUCUACUCAGCGUGGCUGACUGCUAAAGUGCUGCUAUAUCAGAAGAUGACUUUUAUCUUUCAUGAACAGUUAACAUUUUUAAACCUUCCCAUCCCUUUCCUCCCUUGCCCCCCUCUUCUUGUUCACUCCUCUUCCCUUUUCCCUGUUUGGUUCCCCUCCAAACCCAGUCACAGAUGUCCUAUGAAUAUAUUUAAGUUGUUGCCAGAAUGUGUUGCUUUGCUGUUAAGCAGAAGACUUAU